AUGUCUUCUUUUGACAGUGUUGACAGUGCCUUUCGUUUCUUCCAUGAAGACGAGGACAUCAGGGUCGUUAUGGAUGAAGCAAUUGGUGAGAUAAAAGAAUGUCUCUAUGUCAACAGAGAAGAAAUCGACGGGGUCUGGAGCAACUACUGGCACGAUCCAGCAGACGAUGCCUUCAUGGCUCAAAUGGUGGCAUGCUUGGUUUUGAGACGCCGUCUCAGUAAUGGUCCGAAACAUGCUUAUGUUCGAGCCCCUCCUGAAAAAGCAGGAGACUCUCAAAAGUCCCAAUUUUUCUCUCGCCUUCAAGAACAAGUGUUGGUUGCAAUGUGUGGUCUGAUGUCCAGACAGUAUGGGAAAUUUUUGCUCUCGGGAAAAGCUCCAAAUGCGAUAGGUGGUCACUGGAAACUCUCAGAAAAGCUCACCAUCGCGGCUUUAUCGAUUGAACUAGCAAUAAAGAACCGUCCGGACGUUCAUGGCUUUGAGCUUUGUAUUUCAAGAGUCGCUGACGACUAUGAAGGGUUCAUUGAUGUCUAUCUUCGCGAAUUACAGUCCCCGUCCCUUCCAUUUCUGACUACCGAACGGCCCAAGGCCGGUGCCGCUGAACAUCUUAUUGGCACAAGUGCUCUUAUAGCCAGAGUAUCGACAUAUUCGGACCUUGCGGCGCUGGACAUACCAUUUGUGCCAUCUCUAAUCUCCAAGCACCAGGGUGAGACACAAUACCUCCGGCCAUCCCAGCCUACCACAAAGUCAAGUCGACGAAGCGGCCUGGACGUAAAGUUCUCUGCCAAGGAGGCCUGGUUGGGGCCGUCUCUUGCAAGAUCCUAUACCUCUUCGAUGAGUUCCGGCUACAGAUCUUUCAAAGCUGCAGUUAAGGAGCGCGAAAGCCUAAGCUCUGUGCACCGUUCACGCCUUCCUCCGGUUCCAUCUGUGAAUUGGUCGGAUUUUAUGAGUCCACCCUCGAUGCUUACGGCGAGUAUUCCUUCCGAUACCGCGAUGCACUAUUUCGAACCCCAUGCUGAGGACGAAGAUAUGACCUUGUGAAUGGUGCGACAUCAUGGCGAGGGUGCGAAUAACCAGUGAGUUUUCCCCGGGCAGCUAGAUGUAGGGAAAGUGCGAGAACAGGUCUGGAAUACUUGGAGUUCGGACGGAAAUGGGUCAAAUACUUCCGCGGCAUACUAAAGAUCAGCUAUCAGCGACGCUCUCAUUGUGUCUUGAGAGUGCCUCUUCCCAGGGAUGGAAAGUGCCUCCUGCAUGAUGAGGGGGCAUUGGACUGAUAUAGCCAGCUCCUGUAAUGCUGGGGGAGAGAGGUUCCUGUCCUAUAUACAAAAGCUCCCGUGUUUCGGGACAGUCUUUGAUUAAUGAAGUCUAUUCUAC
Cladophialophora immunda is the source of this 1371-nucleotide messenger RNA. RefSeq lists its product as uncharacterized. Bases 1 to 1038 code for a protein of 345 amino acids. The record is from RefSeq and is a predicted model, not a curated record. NCBI's taxonomy places the organism in Eukaryota, Fungi, Ascomycota, Eurotiomycetes, Chaetothyriales, Herpotrichiellaceae. The transcript has a single exon.